This is a messenger RNA of Taeniopygia guttata (zebra finch), 8864 nucleotides long. RefSeq names its product regulator of G protein signaling 8 (gene RGS8). The record is from RefSeq and is a predicted model, not a curated record. NCBI's taxonomy places the organism in Eukaryota, Metazoa, Chordata, Aves, Passeriformes, Estrildidae.
CGCUGAGCGCUCGCAGCCCGCUGCGCAGCCGGGCUGGGGCUGAUGCGAGAGCGGCUCUGAGCUGCGCUGCUGCCGCCCGCGGAGAGCUGCGAUGGGGAGGAGCCUCUCUGAGCACGCUGUCGGCACAGACCCACCGGCAGAGAGGACAGGUCAAAGGCACACCAGCUUUUCCCUGAUGCCUGGCCAGUAACAUCAGCCAUGACCCGGAGGGACAGGCACAAGAGGUAGUUUGGUCUUCUUAGCGAGGUCAGCCCAGAGCUCUGCCCCUUGAGGAGAGACCUUCGGAGGUGCUGAAGGAUGAGUGGGAUAAUGCCAACUCCUGCUGCUCCCUGCUGAGCUGGGACACCAAACUCAAACCGCUUUAGACCUGAAGCUGGACUUUACCUGCAGUCCUGGUCUUAGAAGGAAAUGCUGUCUCUCCUCUGUGGCCAUCCCUCAGCUCUCAACGUCUUCCAUUGAACAAUUGACUUUCCACUCUAGGAGGCAAGGAGCAAAUGGGUUGAGGACAACUGACCCUUCUUGGCUUUGGCAAAGAGGAUCCUUUGGUGCAUUUUUAAGUGCCAGGACAUGAAACAGUAAAUCCCUUCUUCCUGCACUCCUGCCUCCUGCGAGCAGCCCUGACUGCGGUCCAAGCCAGCCAGUUAAAGGGUUAACCAUAGCUGGAUGCCUGCAUGGCUGCCUUACUGAUCCCACGGAGGAACAGAGGGAUGAGGACUCGCCUGGGCUGCCUGUCUCACAAAUCAGACUCAUAUAAUGAUUUCACAGCUAUUCUUCCGGACAAGCCCAACCGGGCUUUGAAAAGACUGUCAACAGAAGAAGCUACAAGAUGGGCAGACUCUUUUGAUGUCCUUUUGUCCCAUAAAUAUGGGCUGGCAGCUUUCCGUGCUUUCCUGAAGACAGAGUUCAGCGAGGAGAACCUGGAGUUCUGGCUGGCCUGCGAGGACUUCAAGAAGACGCGCUCGGCGGCCAAGCUGGCCUCCAAGGCCCAGCGCAUCUUCGAGGAGUUCAUCGAUGUGCAGGCCCCUCGGGAGGUGAACAUAGACUUCCAGACACGGGAGCUGACAAGAAGAAAUGUGCAGGAGCCCUCCCUCUCGUGCUUUGACCAAGCUCAGGGGAAGGUGCACAGCCUGAUGGAGAAAGACUCGUACCCCAGGUUCCUGAGAUCCAAAAUUUACACAGACCUGCUGUCUCAGACCCAGAGGAGGCUCAGCUAGGACAGCAACGGGGCCCUCAGAAACCACGUGCUUCCCACAACAGCCAAAACCCAUGUCUAAAUGUGAAACUCCUCGGUGUUAAAAGCAGUGGGAAUGGGAAAAGAGGGAGAAGGGGCAGAGGAAGUUUCCAGAGAGUGAUCCAGGUGUGGUAUUAAGACUCUUUGACUAUCUGUGCUUUUUUUUUUCCUUGUUAGCAGUAGCACCUUGCAGUCCUUCCCUCUGUCUAGCACAAACCCACAACCCCCUUGUGGGUCACCUGUGGGCAAGGCAGGUUCCCUUUAAAAUGGCUGGGUUGGUUUGUGUGUAAAUAACACCUUUCCAUCCUUCCACACUUCUCCCUGUCUCUCACCUCUCUUCCUGGUGCUGGAAGGGCCCCAAGGGCAGUGCUGACACUUGUGAAGCCACAUCCAGCCCGUCUCUCACAGGUUGGCUGCUGGGGUCUGGACCAGAGACUGAGGGGAGGGAGAGAGGAGACAAAGGCACAAGAUUAAUUCAAUUUCUUGAAGUGGGAACCAUCAGCAAACUCAGCUCACCUCCCAAUUUUUUUUUUUUUUUUUUUUUUUUUUUUUUUUUUUGGCACACCUUAUGACUUGGCUGCUACCUUGUCACUGCCCCUUUUCCUUCAGGGAUGGAGGCUCAGAGUAUUCUCGAGGAGCUGAGCUUUCCUCGUGAGGAAGGUAAUCCCAAAAGCUCUCACCAGGCCUAGGCAGGAAAAUCUUCUAAUGUGAAUGAUUGUUUUUGGUGGCUAUUAUUUAUUUGUGUGGUAGUUCAGUCUCAGGCAUCAUUCAGGCUCUGUUGUGCUGGGCACUGGACCAAAACCUAGCACAAAGGGCUCCUGGCUGCCACAGGCUUGGUGGCUCCUCAGGAACGACCUGUUGGGAGAGAGUGGAGAGGAGGAAUGUCCCCUCUGACCCUUGCUGAGGUGUAGGAAAAGCACAAGGCCCGUUUGCCGCAGCAGAUGGCAUUUUUCAUGGGGUACCUGGGAUUUUACGUGAAAAAUCCCAUUUCUAUUUUUGUUAUUUCCUGAUUACUGACUGUUCCUACUCACUGAGUGUCUGCUGUGGGUUCAGUGCCCUGCAAAGAGCUCCCCUGCUGCAGGGUGCUUGUCCCCAGUGGGACACAAAGCAUGGGGUGAGCAGGAUGGGUGUUGGGGUGUGCAGUGGGGUGUGAGGGGCUCUUUGGCCCUAUUCCCAUAGCCUGGAUGGCCGCUGCAGGAGAAUUCUCUGUGCAGAUGUCAGGGGUGUAGCAUCUCCUCUGUGCUGGGCAAUAAUUCCUUCCAUCUGACGGCCCCAUUUCCAUGGCAUUGCUGUUCCAGCUUGGCAGAUUCUUGCAAUAUUUUUGCGGGGAGAAGCAGACAGCCUGUCUGUGGAUUUGAGCCGGCAGACCAAAGGUCUCUUUUCUUAAUUUAAUGAAGGCCUGGAAAGUGACCCCAUGGAUCUUUUUCUUCUCUCAGUCAUCCCACACCAGAGGCUGUAAACCUCUGCUCCAGCCAGGGGUGGUGGGUGGGUUUGAUACAUCAGAAAACUGCUGAUAUAGACUUUGUGUAAUGUGGUGUAAAUGAGGUAGAAUGAAUUCUGAAGCCAAGCAAAAUGUUUGUGGAAGAAGAUAAAAAAAAGUCUGGCUGGAUAUUAAAAAUCACUGUCCAUUAAUUAAGUAGGAAAGAACUUUUUGAGGCUUUUUGCAAGGAUGAUGUGCAGGACAGUUGGACAAACAGGUGUAGGAUCAAGACAGAGGUGGUAACCAUGCUGGGUUUAUUCUGAAGGUGUAUUCCUGUGGUCUCCAAGACACUGACGUCAAAAUACAUUGCAAGUGCAAACUUUAUCUUCAGUAGGGUGACCUGUUUUUCAGUGCCUGGUUGGCCAGCAGCAGAAUCCUCCAGGUCUUUUGAAGGCAAAUCUCAUCUCCAGUUAAAUUUCCGUGAGGAAUGGCCAGAAAGCAGCAGUGACCGAACAUUCCUGGCUGUCCCCUGCCCCUGCAAGGACACCUGAGGAGCUGGGGCUGGCCUGUGGUGACAGAGGUGACACAGCUCCUGGGACUGUUGAGGCCCCUCAUGGGACGCAAGAGACACAAAGCUCAAGGUCUGGAUGUGGCAGUUUGACACAAACUUUUUGCUGUUUGCUUGAAAGUGAGAGCAGUGAGACACCUGGAAAAUGCUCCAGAUUUGCCAUGAUUUCUCCAAGGGAGCCAGCUCAUGCAGGAGCUCAGUAUCCCAAAGCUUUAUGGCAAGCAAGGCACAGUGAGACAGGUCUGGUGAACCUGUGCAAGGCGUGGAGGGAAUCAGAGGUGGAAGCAAAGGACACAGAGCCACAUAUCCAGUGGCUGUCCCUGGUGAAACCUGGGCUGUAGGAAGGUGUCUUGGUUUGAACAGCCAGGUGUCUGCUCAGGAAGGCAGGAGCCUCCAUUGAAAUGGAAAAUAUAAACCCCCUCCCUCCAAAUUAUUAUGAUUUUGAAAUUAAGGGGCUCUCAGGCAAAGAUGUGGGAGCAGGAAUAACAGUUCUGUACUAGGAAAAUUUAAAAUAAGAAUACAAUAGCAUAAAACAACACUGCCAGAGUCAGAACAUGCCCUGUCAGGCUGUGGGUCAGGGAGGUGGCAGCAGCCCCAUCCCAUGGGGGCUCAGCCCUCCUGCAGUGCCAGCUGUGCUUCUGCUGGAGCAGGAUCCUGCACAAGGGGGGAGUUUUCCUCUGGAGCUCCAGGGCUGGAGGAGAUGGGCCUGGACUCCACUGGGAAUGCAGUGGGAAGAAAGCUGCUCCUCUGGGAAUGCAGUGGGAAGAAAGCUGCUCCUCUGGGAAUGCAGUGGGAAGAAAGCUGCUCCUCUGGGAAUGCAGUGGGGAAGAAAGCUGCUCCUCUGGGAAUGCAGUGGGGAAGAAAGCUGCUCCUCUGGGAAUGCAGUGGGGAAAAAAGCUGCUCCUCUGGGAAUGCAGUGGGAAGAAAGCUGCUCCUCUGGGAACGCAGUGGGAAGAAAGCUGCUCCUCUGGGGAUGCAGUGGGCAAAGGCUGCUGUGCUGUUCCCAGGUCAGAUUGUAUCCAGGUAGGAAUGUUUGGCUCCUCCCCAGGGCAGAGCAUCUCCCCAUGGGAUGAUGGAAUUUUCUCAGCCAUGCAGGGACACUCACUGGCCAUGAACAGAAGAGAUCUCCUGCAGGGAGGAUGAGUUAUGGAAGAGAUAAAGAAAACUGCCCAAUGAACAGAGGAUAACUGCCCCAGCUCUGACAGAUGGGAAUUGAAUACACACCCCCAGCCACAUUGCCUAACCUAGGACAGAAGGAGUCAUAUCACCCCCACAGGCCCUGCCAGGGGCCAGGAGUGAGGAGAGCAAACCCAACCUCGCUGCAGUGACACACUCAGGACCUGCAAGGGAGGAUGGAAAUCUUCCCUCUCUGGCUGUGAGCAGAGGCUGGGGGAAUUCCCCUUUCCCAGAAACGCUGUCUGCCACCCCUGUGUAACGCUGGGAUCUCCCAGGGGCACAGGCUGCUUUUGCAGUUUCUUCUCCCUUCUGGGUCACCAAAAACUGGUGCCUUGGAGUGGCUGCCUAGAACAGAGGCUAGAUAGAGUUAAGAGGAUGAAGUGGUUAUUUAUUGAAGGCCUUCAACAGGCACACUUUGGGCAGUCAGAGCCUCCAAGAGGGGCUACACCCAAGAUGGACAAUGUUUUUUGAGACAAUUAUAAGUUUGGUCCAUUUACAUAUCAGGGGUUAAUCCUCCAAUUCCAGGUAAUAAAGUCAUAUUCCCCCAGCUUGCUCCCCCCCAAUUCACUUUUUGUUUAUCCUUUUUGGGGCCUGAGGCUGUAGGGUGUCAUUGGAUCACAGGCCCAGAGGGAUUGUUUUGUCUGACCAAAACGUGAAGAGAGUUAACUACAAUUUAUGUGGAGCUAUGCACUAAUACAGUAUAGGAUUUGAAAUAUAUAAAAGCUAAAAUCUUAAGCCUGUGGUCCCAGUUUUACCUAGUGAUCCCACUGCUGCCAAAGGGCAGCUCAGGUUCUCAGCACUGUGGCAUCAAGCAAAUGCUGCAAGUGGUGAACGAGGCCACCUUGUCUGGCCCUGCCCUCCUUCUUUCCACCUUCCUCUUGUCUGUGCAUGCAAAAAAAGCAUCCCAGAGCUGCCCAGGAUGUGAGAGCCAGCAGAAGGAGGCUGAAGCAGUCACUGCUCUUAAAGAGAAGGCAGAAGGCCAUGACAGCUGCCUUGUGGUACUGCUCUCCAGACAGACCUUCUGAGUGGACUUGGGUGGUGCUGACCUCUGAGACACCCCAGACAAGGCUCUGCAGCACCUUGGAGAGGGCCACAGAGACAGCCAGGCCAGGGCACACAGCAGGAACAAGAGGCUUGUGUCCAGGAACGUGAGUGUGUGGACAAUCCCCUGGCUCUCCUGGUAUCCAGAGUGUGACUCCCUGGUCGUGUCCAGAGUGUAACUCCAUUUCUCCUUGAGAUCCUCCAGCAGCGUUGGUGCUGGAAGUCCUUUCAUUUCACAUCAGAACUCAUGGGAAAACUUCAAAGUGGCCAACACCCUGUAAAUCCAAGCUCCCUUCUCUCCUCCAUCCACCUGGGGAAUCACUUGGAGCAGGGCACACCUGGAGAUGUCAUUGCUGCAGUGGUGACAGGAGCUGGAAUCAGGCUGGCUGAUGUAGGAAACUGUGUUUUCCCCAGUAAACUGGGCCCCAGUAAAUUGUUCCCUCCAUUGGGAACAGCAUCCUAGAACACAGAGAGGAGAAAAAGUAUUGUCUAAGGCAUUUGAGUCUACUACUCCUUGUUUUUGUUGUUGCUCUUGCAGUUUUUCUCUCUGGAAGGAAAGCAGACUAGUUAUUUAAAGUAAAAUUCUAUUUUUCUUAAACAAGAAAAUGGCACCAGCUGCUUCUUUUAUGACAAAUGUCAUUCUGAAUUGAACCAAAAUAAACAGCUUGUAGCUCUACCCCUUAAACCAGGGGCUGAUCAAGGAAAUAAUGACUGAGCCAAUGCUUUGGAAAGAGCUGAGUGGUGACUAAUCCCCACCAAGGACAAAUAUCUUAUCCUUGACUCAUCUCUUCCUGGUGUGAAAGGGACACACACAACCUACAAACCCAUUUCCCCUCUCCACAAGCACACACCUUCCACAUUUUCCUCCUGUUUGGAGAACGUUAAAAUGUGCCAUCACAUGAAGAGAAGGGGGAAAAUAAUGGUUCAUUCAGUUCUUUUUUAUUCUGUUUGCUGGCCCAUACCCCGUCAGCUCCCAGGUAGAUUGAUGGCAGAAGGGAAAAAGAGUUUACAAAUUUCCUUUUCUAUGAGCUUCAGGUGGUGUUAACUCCAGGAUCAGAUGCAAAACUCUAAUCUGUCUAAAUUUCUCCUGCUUUGCUCCAUCAGCCAGGCUUGGGAUGAUUUCCAUCACUUUUAGUGGACUCAUUAAUGCACUAAGGGGUCCCUGUUGUUCAUGCUGGGGAGGUGUGAAGGGCAAAGGGGAGGGGGAAAUUGCUGUGUGUGUCUGGGGAUGUGGGUGGAUGAGAGUGCAUGUGACUUCCUCUGUAUCUUAUUUAGUGUCCUCUACUACAGAAGCUUUUCUGAGACAUAGAUGUGCAUGUUAAAAUAGGAGAAUUAGGCACAAAUGACAUAAACUGAGAUCUUUAGCCUGUGUUGUGUUUGCCUCGUGUGUAAGUCCAAGUAGUAGUAAGAGAUGUAAAACUCUGCUAGGCUUCCAGUUACCCCUAAGAGCACAUGUAUCAAACUGAACUGAAUGUUCACUGAUAGACACAAAACCAAAAUGUUUACAGCAUUCAGAGCAAUAGCAAAGCAUACCUCAUGCCAGUCCUGGAGUGCCUCUCACCCGUCAGUGCAAGCUCUCCCCUCCCUGGGGGCCUCUGCCUUCUCCCUCCACACUCCUCCCUCUUUCUCUAUCCUGUCCUGGUUGUCUUCCCUCCUCCUUGAAGCACUCCAAACCUUCCUGUCCACCAGCACUCUUUGUCCUCAUCUAUCUGAACCUGGGACUCCCCUAACCCCGUCCUGUUUGCCUCUCCUCCAUCCCCAUCCAUCCCUCCUCUCUUCUUUGCCUUUCCCUUCCCCAGACGCUCGUCUCUGGUCAUGGCAUCUCCCUCCUACAUGCCUCCUACUGCCACUGUAAAGCUCCUAGGAGCUCCUCCUUGCUCAUUAUAUAAGAACAAAACGUUUCACAUCAUUUCUGCAUUAUCUUUCAUCCCUGGGGCUGCUGCAGUUGUCUCCUUCCUUGGUGCUGUGCUCUCUCUGGCAUCGUAGCAUUAUAUCCCAGAACUGGAAUUAAAGUUCAUUUUGCUGCUAGACCAGAAUGCUUCUGUCUACCACGCACCCCUUGGGCUUUGCAGAGGCUUGUCUUGUCCCUAAGUCUUUUGUCUUCCUUCUUUUUCUCCUUCUUCCAUGCACGCUGCACAUGCAGUGCUUGUGGCAGGGGCUGGCUAGGGUAGAGGGUGUCUGUGCUGGGGUCACUCCCAGCUGGGCACCCCCGUGGCUCUCUGGUUUAUAAAAGCAGUCUCAAUAAAGGCGUGUGGGUUGUGUUUGCUCAGCAAAGUCAGUGGUUGUGCUCUGUGCCUCCUCCUGGCUUUCCAGGGUGAUGUGUGUCUCAUCUGAGGCUGUGGUGAACUCAGCGGGAGUUCAGGGAGCUGAGGCCGUGGGAGGGAGGUGGCAGAGGGGGAUGAGCUUGUUACCAUAAACAUCCAACUUUCCUGGCAAAAAGGCACAGGAGAAAAGGCAGUGCCUGCUUCUGGAGGGACCAGGGAGCUCUGGGGACCAGCUGUGCUGUGAAUUGUUUGUCUCAAGUGGCCCCACACCUCCCAGUUGGCCUCACGUGCUGCGUGCCCCAGGCUGGCUCUAAAGCGUGGCGGAUAAGGAGCUGCUCAGCUCUGCAUUUCCAGUGCAGGUAACAGCGUUAUCCCAAGAGAAACGUCUUCAUGAUGCUCUAGCAGUGCCUGCAGCCACCAGCUGAAAAGCAGUGAGGGGAAGGAGGCACCUUCUGCUGUGUUUACUCCUGCAGACCUCUGUAGGACUCCUGGCAAGAGAGAGAGAAGGGUAUGAACACACCUUGGGGUAGAUCCCCCUUCCUUAAGAGCCACGAUUGAAGAUGUCCUCUUCUCAUAACCUCUCCCCCCAGCUCUUUUAUGAGUUACCCAAAUCAGAGCUCAGAUUUGUCCUUAAGCUCCUUGGCACCUCCCCCUUGGUGGGAUGGCAGGGUCCCCUUGAGGACGUGACUACAAGCCCAACCAAGAAAGGCUGCUUGAAAUAAAAAAGAUACCUGGUUCCUCUGCAAAUCAACUCGUGGGUGGCUCAGAAGAGACUGAGGAUGGCUCUGCUGCACGCAGUGAACUCAGAAGUGAGCCACCAGGCAGAAAGAACAGCUCAAAAGAGCUUCCCUGGGCAACGCUUUUAUUUCCAGGAGAUGCCGCUGCUGCAGCUGCCACCCUGGGGUGCCCUGGUGCUGCUGGUGUUGGGGCAGGCCACGCAGGCUGCUCAGUCUGAUCCCUUCCUGCCCAAGGAAAGGCAUGGGCUGGGCUCCCCGGGCUCCCCCUGCAUUAGCUGCUCGUUUGCUGGGCUCCCCUUUUCCCUUGGAGGCUGGAGGAGCUCCUCAGGCAUGCCACAAAUCCACCCUGAGCCGUGUCACCACAUUGUGCAGUGUUACACCCGUGCUGUAUAGACACCCUGAGGACAUAAUAAACAGCCUGAGAUUA